GGGAUGGCGGUGGCACCGUCCGGCCGCCGCGGUGCCCCGCCAGGGCCCAGCGCUCGUGCCCGCCUUCGGGCCUCAGGCGGCGGCUGCGAGCCCUGGUACGGCGGUGCGGGGCGGCAGCUGGCGCAGCGCUGCCCGGGCGGGAAGGCAGGCGGGAGAUGCCGAAGCUGCGCGGAGAGGCCUUCUGGAGGGAGACGCUGCGGAGCGCCCACUAUGUGGUGGCGCCCAUGGUGGACCAGAGUGAGCUGGCCUGGAGGCUGCUCAGCCGGCGCCACGGUGCCCAGCUGUGCUACACGCCGAUGCUGCACGCCCAAGUCUUCCUCAGAGACGCCAACUACCGCCGCGAGAACCUCUACGGCGAGGCCUGCCCCGAAGACCGCCCGCUCAUCGUGCAGUUCUGUGCCAAUGACCCUGAAGUGUUUGUCCAAGCAGCACUGUUGGCCCAGGAUUAUUGUGAUGCCAUAGACCUCAACCUGGGUUGCCCCCAAAUGAUUGCAAAGAGAGGUCACUAUGGGGCAUUUCUGCAAGAGGAGUGGGAUCUUCUUCAGAGAAUGAUUCUGCUGGCUAACGAGAAGCUCUCUGUGCCCAUCACCUGCAAAAUCCGCGUCUUCCCAGAGAUCGCCAAGACGGUGAAGUAUGCACAGAUGCUGGAGAAAGCUGGCUGCCAGCUGCUGACUGUGCAUGGCCGUACUAAGGAGCAGAAGGGCCCACUUGCUGGUGUGGCGUCUUGGGAGCACAUUCAAGCUGUCAGAAAAGCUGUGAACAUUCCUGUGUUUGCAAAUGGAAACAUCCAGUGCCUCAGCGACGUGGAGGAGUGUAUCCGUAAGACAGGAGUGCACGGUGUCAUGAGUGCAGAAGGUAAUCUUCAUAACCCAGCUUUGUUUGAGGGCCGAAACCCCUUGGUGUGGGAGAUGGCUGAGGAGUACCUGGAGAUAGUGCAGAAGCAUCCUUGUCCCUUGUCUUAUGUUAGGGCUCAUCUCUUCAAGCUCUGGCAUCACACGCUUCAAGUUUACCAGCAGCUGCGUGAUGAGUUAGCAAAAGUGAAGACUCUGGAGGGCAUUGUAGAUGUCAACAGGGAGCUGAAACUACGGUGCCAGGAAGAAAUAGCAAACCAGAAAGAAGGAGAAAAGCCAAAAGAAGGGUUGCCUUUUUUCCACUGGAUCUGUCAGCCGUACGUCAGGCCAGGGCCAAAGGAGAGAUGCAAGGAGAAUGGUAGCAGUGAGACUGACAAAUGUGUGCGAGGGAAACGUGCUUUGGAAGAGGAGGAAGAUGGAAACUCUGAGCUUCUGUCAAAGAAUAAACAAAAGAAGAAGUUAAGAAAUCCAAAUAAAAGCUUUGAUCCAUCUUUAAAACCCAAAUAUGCAAAAUGUGACCAGUGUGGAAACCCAAAGGGCAAUAAAUGUGUGUUUAACAUGUGCCGAGGCUGCUGUAAGAAAAGAGCAUUCAGAGAGACUGCAGACUGCCCAGGUCAUGGAUUACUUUUUAAGACCAAAUAUGAGAAAUCCCUUUCAUGGCAGAGUAGUCAAAGAGCAAUUCAGAACCCAGAGGUCAGUCGGAGAGGAGAUGUAGCCGCGGGGGAGGCUGCUGACACUACUGUAUGAAGCUUUGGAAAUGAAGUGAAAGUGCCCCUGCCAGGCCUCUGCUUCCCUGGGCCAAAGAACAUGCCGUCUCCAGCUCACCAUCAGCUGUGUGAACUUGUUCCACAGGUUUCAUUUUAAGUUCUGGAAAAAUUUUAUUUAAGUAAAAGAAAGCUGCUUACUCAGGGACUUGUCCUGCAUUUGAAUAAAAAAGGAUGCAAUUCAGUUCCUCAUGCUGUCUUUUAAAGACUGAAAAUGCUGCAUUUUUUUGGGGGGGGG
This is a messenger RNA of Dryobates pubescens (Downy woodpecker), 1853 nucleotides long. RefSeq names its product dihydrouridine synthase 1 like (gene DUS1L). Lineage: Eukaryota; Metazoa; Chordata; Aves; Piciformes; Picidae. The transcript is spliced from 13 exons. The coding region runs from base 156 to 1598 and encodes 480 amino acids. Gene Ontology annotation, biological process: tRNA processing. The record is from RefSeq and is a predicted model, not a curated record. Gene Ontology annotation, molecular function: flavin adenine dinucleotide binding; tRNA dihydrouridine synthase activity.